Messenger RNA from Cynara cardunculus var. scolymus (artichoke), 691 nucleotides. RefSeq names its product dynein light chain 1, cytoplasmic. Gene Ontology annotation, molecular function: dynein light intermediate chain binding; dynein intermediate chain binding. Gene Ontology annotation, cellular component: dynein complex. The record is from RefSeq and is a predicted model, not a curated record. The transcript has 2 exons. Lineage: Eukaryota; Viridiplantae; Streptophyta; Magnoliopsida; Asterales; Asteraceae. Gene Ontology annotation, biological process: microtubule-based process. The coding region runs from base 15 to 488 and encodes 157 amino acids.
AACCCAACCCAAAAAUGUCAUCAAAACAGAGACACACAGAAAGCCAUCAAUGGAGGAAUGAAAACAUGGAGGGAGCAGAACAAGAGUUAGAGAGAAGAAGCCGGUUCUUGAGCAACUUAAUCCAGAGAAAGAAAGCUGCAGACCAACAAAAUCAAGUGAAUAUAAGAGUCAGAGCUUCAGAUAUGGCCAUUGCUAUGCAGAACAAAGCCUUCAAAUCUGCAGCAGAUCAUCUUCACUCAAUGCCUCCUGCAAAUGUCAAGAAGAUCGACAGCAAACGCCUCGCUCUUGCCCUCAAGAAGGAAUUCGAUGGUUUGUAUGGCCCGGCUUGGCACUGUAUCGUCGGGACUAGCUUUGGAUCUUAUGUGACACAUUCUUCUGGAGGUUUCGUGUAUUUUUCAAUUGACAAAGUUCACGUUCUCCUCUUCAAGACUACGGUCGAGCCUAUGCAUUGCCCACGCCCGCGACUGUAUCGCACUUUGAAACAGUGAUGCAUCUUUUUUGUGGUAAUCCAUCUGUUUGUAAUUGUACUCGGUUUGAGACUUAUGGGUUGUUGCUUAUAAGUAUAUCCAAUAUCUAGUCAAAUGAAUGUUACUUUAGUAGCAACUAGUUUCAUUCCACUUUGUGCUUGUUUGUACAAACUAAAUCAUUAAGCUACAUGCUUCAGAAGCGGCUUGUUUUCUGAAUUUCAAAC